GGGAUCCAAUUAUCAAACUGCUCCGAUCUCUCUUUCUCUUUCUAUCAGAUCAGAAUCUAUCUUGGUGGGUUGGAAGAUAAAAUAUCAACCUUGAUUCUCUUAUUUGUUCUCCAAUGGGGAUUGACAGGCUUCUUAAAGAUGAAGCUACGGAAGAAAAGGGUGAGAGGGCCAGAAUGGCCUCAUUUGUUGGAGCAAUGGCUAUUGCUGAUCUAGUGAAGACAACAUUGGGACCUAAAGGAAUGGAUAAAAUUUUGCAAUCAACAGGGAGAGGACGGAGUGUUACGGUUACAAAUGAUGGUGCUACAAUAUUGAAGUCCCUCCAUAUUGAUAAUCCAGCUGCUAAAGUCCUUGUUGACAUCUCAAAAGUGCAAGAUGACGAAGUUGGUGAUGGGACAACAUCUGUUGUUGUUUUGGCUGGUGAACUUUUGAGGGAGGCUGAAAAGCUUGUGGCAACAAAGAUACAUCCUAUGACAAUAAUAGCAGGUUACCGUAUGGCUGUUGAAUGUGCCCGCAAUGCUUUGCUUGAAAGAGUUAUGGAUAACAAAGAGGAUUCAGAGAAAUUCAAGUCAGACUUGAUGAAGAUUGCAAGGACAACGCUGAGUUCCAAAAUUCUCUCCCAAGACAAGGAGCACUUUGCAGAAUUAGCUGUUGAUGCUGUUAUGAGAUUAAAAGGGAGCACCAACUUGGAAUCCAUUCAAAUUAUUAAAAAGCCUGGAGGAUCUUUGACGGACUCAUUUUUAGAUGAGGGGUUUAUUUUGGACAAAAAGAUAGGGAUUGGUCAGCCUAAGCGCAUUGAGAAUGCAAAGAUAUUGGUUGCUAAUACUGCAAUGGAUACUGAUAAGGUGAAGAUUUAUGGUGCACGCGUUCGUGUUGAUUCAAUGUCUAAAGUUGCUGAGAUUGAGGCUGCUGAGAAGAACAAGAUGAAAGAGAAGGUGGAUAAGAUUAUAGGUCAUGGGAUUAACUGUUUUAUCAAUAGGCAGUUGAUCUACAAUUUUCCAGAAGAGUUGUUUGCAGAUGCAGGAAUUCUUGCUAUUGAGCAUGCUGAUUUUGAAGGUAUAGAGCGGCUUGGACUGGUAACUGGUGGAGAGAUUACAUCUACCUUUGAUAAUCCAGAAACAGUCAAGCUUGGACACUGCAAACUGAUUGAGGAGAUUAUGAUUGGUGAGGACAAGUUGAUCCAUUUCUCUGGUGUUGAAAUGGGUCAAGCAUGUACAAUAGUACUCAGAGGUGCAAGCUUCCAUGUGCUUGAUGAAGCCGAAAGAUCUCUUCAUGAUGCUCUAUGUGUGUUGUCUCAGACAGUAAACGACAGCAGAGUCUUGCUGGGAGGUGGAUGGCCAGAGAUGGUUAUGGCCAAGGCAGUUGAUGAGCUUGCUCGAAAGACUCCUGGGAAGAGAUCUCAUGCUAUUGAAGCUUUCUCCAAGGCACUCAUUGCUAUUCCCACAACCAUUGCUGACAAUGCUGGUCUCGAUAGCGCUGAAUUGGUUGCUCAGCUUCGAGCAGAGCACCAUAAAGACGGAUCCAAUGCUGGGAUCGAUGUCAUUACUGGAACUGUUGGGGAUAUGGAACAACUGGGAAUAUCAGAGGCCUUCAAGGUUAAGCAAGCGGUAUUACUAUCUGCAACCGAGGCUGCAGAGAUGAUCCUAAGGGUCGAUGAAAUCAUUACCUGUGCCCCACGACAAAGAGAAAAUAGAAUGUGAGACAAAUCAGCUUUUUCUUUUUCGGCUGGUUAAUGCGAGAUGUUUGGGCAUCAAAUGUUUUUGAGAGUUUCUUGCAGUUUGUUUUCUAUAUGAACUUGGUUUAGUUCAUAGUGUUAAAAAGACUCUAAUUUUGUAUUGCUCAAAAGACAGACUUUUCUUCUUAAUUUUUAAUUUGAUGGGUUGUUUUUGUAUUAUUACAUUGAAAGAUUAUGGAGAUAAUGUUAUGAUGAGAGCUUAUUAUGUGUUC
Impatiens glandulifera is the source of this 1944-nucleotide messenger RNA. Its product is annotated as T-complex protein 1 subunit beta. The record is from RefSeq and is a predicted model, not a curated record. Bases 114 to 1697 code for a protein of 527 amino acids. Gene Ontology annotation, cellular component: cytosol; chaperonin-containing T-complex. Gene Ontology annotation, molecular function: ATP-dependent protein folding chaperone; ATP binding; ATP hydrolysis activity. Gene Ontology annotation, biological process: protein folding. Lineage: Eukaryota; Viridiplantae; Streptophyta; Magnoliopsida; Ericales; Balsaminaceae. The transcript has 12 exons.